Messenger RNA from Anolis carolinensis (green anole), 635 nucleotides. RefSeq names its product chromosome 3 C10orf53 homolog (gene c3h10orf53). Lineage: Eukaryota; Metazoa; Chordata; Lepidosauria; Squamata; Anolidae. The coding region runs from base 209 to 487 and encodes 92 amino acids. The transcript has 3 exons. The record is from RefSeq and is a predicted model, not a curated record.
UGGGUAAUGCAGCUGACACAAUUGGAGCCUCCUGGGCUCCUAGACAGCCUUCAACAGAAAAUGCCCAAAUGUUUUUGGUAUUUCUAUUUUUAUCCUUUGCUUUGCAAGACAGACUAGUUGACCUUUUAUCACUCUAAGGCUCUCCAAAGGCUACUGAGACCAUUCCCCUCCUCAACAAGACUUCGAAAGAGUGUGACCAAGCCCAGCAAUGCCAAAGAAUGCUCUGGUGACAAUUAGAUAUGGGCCUUACAGGAGCUGCGGUGUGGUGGAGCACAGGACCUUCCGACUGGAGGGGUUGCAAGCUGUAUUGAAAGCAGAUGGGCACAGUAUAAUUCUGGAAGAAAUACCCGAUUGGAAUGAAGUGCAUCUCAUAGUGAAUGGAGAGACUGUCUUUCAGUGCAACAUCAAUGACUUGGAUUUUGGAGGUGAAGGUAUAUUGGACCCACUUUGUCAAGAAGCAAGAGAAGCAGUCUUAAACGCCUACUGAAUAAGAAGCCUGAUUUCUUUUAUAUCCCUUUUAUAUCCCUUUUAUACAAAAUGCCAAAAGAGCACAUCCUUCCAAUCAAACGCCAUGUGAUUUGAAAGAAUAUCCCAUCUCUCAGAAAUAAAGAAAACCCUUUCUUGUCUGCUCUUCA